Messenger RNA from Trichoderma atroviride IMI 206040, 1824 nucleotides. RefSeq lists its product as uncharacterized. NCBI's taxonomy places the organism in Eukaryota, Fungi, Ascomycota, Sordariomycetes, Hypocreales, Hypocreaceae. Gene Ontology annotation, molecular function: DNA-binding transcription factor activity, RNA polymerase II-specific; zinc ion binding; DNA binding. Gene Ontology annotation, biological process: DNA-templated transcription; regulation of DNA-templated transcription. The record is from RefSeq and is a predicted model, not a curated record.
AUGUCUUCGAGCCGCCAACCACAAAGAAGCUCGUCGGGCCGCACGCAGUUAGCCUGCGAGCCUUGCCGCAAGAGGAAAUCAAAGUGCGAUGGCGAGAAGCCCCUCUGCGGCAACUGCCAGGCUCAUCGGUUUGUCUGCCACUACGAAUCAGCUCGGCCUGCGCGACGGCAGAAAUACUGGGACCGUGACUAUGUACAGGCCCUUGAGGACCAGGUCCGGAUGCUGUCUGCAUCCCUUGAGCAGUCCAAAGAUGCAGGCCCUUUGGAAUCAUCACGCCAAGUCCGUCAGUUGUCGCCUUCGGAGGCGGCAAACCGUCUGCCUUAUGGGCCAAGGACGCUCAAGGCGCUGAGCGACUUCAGCUCCAUGAAAUGGGCCGCCAUCGUCGGCCAGGACGGCGCACCGCUUCUUGCUGGCCCUGGCCGGUUCUCCAUCUUCACGAGAACGCAGCUGCCGACGUUUGAAAACGAGUCUCAGCCUUCACCGGCACCGACGCCGAUACCAUCGACUGAGACCUUCUUGCUAGAGAUUGAAGCCAACUUGGGCUUGAAGCAACAUCUAAAGGCACAUUUCCUCGAGAACCUAAACCCCUUUUACAAGUUUGUCGACCCCAUCUGGCUCAACUUCUCCGACCUGUUCCCCCACAACGACACAGCGCUGCAGCUGCUCUACAGCGCUCUCUUUGGCGCUGCGGCUCAUUCGUCGCCCAUGGCCAGCAAAGAGAUGGCAGAAACAUUCAUUUCAUACGCAGAGAGCCUCGUUCAAAAGUGCUAUCUAGAGCACUUGUGCCUCCCUGUGCUGCAAGCCCUGGUCAUUCUUGCUUGGUACAAGCAUAUGCAGCUGGAUUCUGCCAAAGGCCAUCUAUACCACUACAUGGCCAUUGGUCUAUCCAACCAUCUAAAAAUAGGAGACGCGGCACAACGUGAGCACACUGCCAAUGAAGUUGCUACCAUCAGAACGUUUUGGUCACUAUAUUUCUUGGACCGAGUCGCAACCCCCAAACUGGGAUGCCCAUCGGGGAUUCCGUGGGACGUUGACUUCAUCACUCCUUAUAUCGACACUGUACCGACGGAUGCCGUCGACAUGGCUGCUCUUACCUUUGACCAUCACUGUCGCCUGUUUCACAUCCAGCAGCGAUAUAUCGACAUCAUGUACACCUCGAGCUUUGACAGCGCUUCAUCCGCAGAAAAGCAAGCCACGUAUGCCAAAGCAAACAACGCGAUGCUAGAGUUUCGGAAGCGAAUCGACAAACGCCUCUACAUUAGCCGCAGCAGGAAACCAGACAGGGUCCAGGUUGUCUUUUGGAUUUCCUACCACUCCGUCUUGACCAAUCUCCAGCGCCCGUUCCUCAACCCUCUCGACCCCGGCAUGGUUCAAAACGUCCCGUCCGUCUUUCGAUCUGCUACUGCCUCGGCCAUGGCGAUUUCUCGGCUCCUCAGGGCCUUGCAAUCGACCGAUGAAGUCAAGUAUCUGCCUCCGUUUGUCGUGCAGCACAUACUACGAUGCGCCCUCGUACACGGUCUCAGCCUGUUAGCCGUCGAAGAGGCAGGUGGCCAGCGAGUAUCGUCGGGCAACUUUUGGUUUUGCUUCCGAACGCUAGGGGAGCUGAGCACGGUGUGGAAGGAGCUCAGCGAAGGCACGACGCCAUUUGCGCUCAUGGCCGUGAGGAACUGGGGGUUCAGGGGGGAUGCUUUGCCCGGGGUAGAUGAGCCAUACGACGACAAUCAUACCGGAGACGACGGAUACAGCGGUAUCGAGGAUUACGGAAUAGGACUGGGCAUGAGUGAUGACUUUUUUGGAGUUAUGGGAACGGGUUCUGGGUUAUAG